Molecule: messenger RNA, 1686 nt
Organism: Pseudozyma hubeiensis SY62
Lineage: Eukaryota; Fungi; Basidiomycota; Ustilaginomycetes; Ustilaginales; Ustilaginaceae
Product: potential glycosyl hydrolase
Exons: 1
Coding region: 1-1686 (561 amino acids)
Biological process (GO): carbohydrate metabolic process
Molecular function (GO): hydrolase activity, hydrolyzing O-glycosyl compounds
Source: RefSeq, a predicted model, not a curated record
AUGGAGUCGCGCUAUACCGCGUCCUCGCCAUACGGCGACACUCGGCUCUCCACCCCGACCGCAUCCUCUUCCCACCACACUAGCCCAUACGAAGACAACGUCGACGUCGACACGGUCGACUACUACGACGACCAACCUAUACCCGCACCACACCACCUCGCCACCUCCCAUUCGCUCUCUCCCUACCCGACCUCGCCUGCACACCAUUCAGAGAUGCAGGAACUCCACCCGGCACCAUCCGGCUUCCUCCUCUCCCAAUCGCCCUACCUCCCGACGCUACCCUCGGCUCCCGAAUCCAUGCACGCAGGAACCUACAUGCCCUCCUUCACGAGUCACGAUUCGCUCUACAACAAGCCUUCGCCGUACGACGACCUCGACUCGGCUUCAACCUACUAUUCCCAUCGAGACUCUACCGACGCUUGGGGGCUGUAUGACGCCGAACACGACGGCGCGAGGAUGUCGCUUGCCCAGACGAGGGAGCGAUACAUCCAACGCAAAUCCGCCGCAUUCGCAGCGACCGAUUCGGCUGUUUUCGCUGUAUCACCUUCCCCUCCCUCGAAAUGGUCUCGCUUCAUCCCACCUCAACGGUACCGCAAACACCUCAUCAUCGCAGGCUCCGUCACUGCCGCAGUCAUCUUCGCCAUCAUCAUCUUCUUCUCCACCCGUCACAACACCAAUUCCACCAUCGUCGACGAUCCGUCUUUCCUCCCCGGCAACACUGGCGCGGGGAAACCUACCGCCGGAGUGGUGAGCUCGGAUUCGUCGGACCCGUCGAUCUUCACCAAAGAUGCGCGGCUCCACCGCUCCAUGUACGGGAUCUGCUAUACGCCCUUCCACGCGCAAUACCCUGCGUGUGGGACGACGCAGUCCAACGUCACGGAGGACAUACAGCUGCUCUCGCAGCUGACUUCGCGCAUUCGGCUGUACGGGAGCGACUGCAACACGUCCCAGCUCGUACUCGAGGCGAUCAAACAGACGAAAGUCGAUAUGAAGAUUUUUCUCGCCGUGUGGAUCGAUACCAACGCAACGACGGUGCAGCGUCAGAUCGAUAACGUCGUGGAUGCGAUCAAGACCUACGGUGUCGACAACAUCGACGGCAUCACUGUCGGAAACGAGUUCCUGCUCAACGGCGGUAGCGAAACCACUCUUCUCGGGUACAUCUCCACCGUCAACACAACGAUCAACUCCCUCGGUCUUCCCAAGUACAUCCCCAUAGGGACCGCCGAUGCUGGAAGUAUGAUCACAACCACGCUCGCCACCGGUGCCGAUUACAUCAUGGCCAACGUCCACCCAUGGUUUGGCGGUCUACCCGUCGACCAGGCUGCUGGUUGGGUGUACGAGUACACCUCCACCAACGCCCCUUCCACCGCCCUACUCGCUCCGAACAAACCUACACUUUACGUCGCGGAAGCAGGCUGGCCAACAGCUGCCAACGAAACCCGUCUCGCCACCUACCAAGCCGCCGUCGCCGGUGUAGGCCACCUCAACACGUUCCUCCACAACUUCGUCUGCCAGUCCAAUGCCAACUUUACCGCUACCGCUCAACAGGCGAGCUUCAUCUUUGAAGCAUUCGACGAACCUUGGAAGGAUCCCCUGUACGGUGGCGUGGAGGCUCAUUGGGGUUUGUUCGAUAGCAAUAAGCGUUUGAAGGAUGGGUUGACUAUUCCUGAUUGUGUCGCUCCAUGA